This is a messenger RNA of Lecanosticta acicola, 834 nucleotides long. NCBI's taxonomy places the organism in Eukaryota, Fungi, Ascomycota, Dothideomycetes, Mycosphaerellales, Mycosphaerellaceae. The record is from the annotation of a GenBank genome assembly.
AUGGCGCCCCUCCUGGAUUUACCGGCGGAAUGCAAGCUCUCGAUUUUCUACUUUCUUCCCGUCACAGAUGUCGCCAGAUCUCGCCGUGUCUGUCGAAACUUCGACCAGCUCAUACAGAAUCCUCAAAAUCGCAACAUCAUUCUCAAGGAGCGCGAGAUGCAGGAAUUAGCAGACUUCAAAUCCACCGUUCAACGAAUCUGCUAUUUCGACGUCUCAGCUACGCCUUCUGCUUUCGUCAACGCGCUGCAGGUCUUCUUCAGCCAUCGUGGCAUUUCUGAUUCGUUGAUGCGAAAGCACGAUUCCGAAGAUUUCGUCAACUUAUGGGUUCGGCAGCAGGGCACCCAGCACACUCACGAACACGAGCUGUGCGCGAUUGUGGUUCAUAUCCUCUGGGCCUUUGUGGAAUGCCAUGUUCCAUCACUCUACAAGCCAGAGCUCCACCACUUCGACAAAUGCAACAUGCGGCCUCGUUUCCCGAUUCCUGAAGCCGGACUCCAGAGCAUUGCUCAGUGGGACAAGAUCAAGGAGCGGAUAACCUACCCCAUCCAUGGCUUGUGGGAUGUCAAGGUGGCUCGACAACCGAGUUGCCCACAGCUCACUGAUCAAAACGAGUACCCUCAUUACCGCAAAGGCUGGGGCUCUGCCAUGGGAAUUGGAGCAUUGGGCAGAUUAUUGGACGUUAAGCUGCCAAUGCCAAUCUUUGCGGAUGGCUGCUGCUGGUACAAGCUGAAAAGCGAGCGGUUGUUCCAAGAGGUGUUGAGCGCCAUGGAGAAGCAGUGCCGCUUAGAACCCUUACUCAGAGCCGCGAUCAUCGAAGAUCUGUACAUCUGGUGA